This is a messenger RNA of Notothenia coriiceps (black rockcod), 313 nucleotides long. RefSeq names its product troponin I, fast skeletal muscle-like. Gene Ontology annotation, biological process: skeletal muscle contraction; cardiac muscle contraction. Lineage: Eukaryota; Metazoa; Chordata; Actinopteri; Perciformes; Nototheniidae. The transcript is spliced from 4 exons. The record is from RefSeq and is a predicted model, not a curated record. Gene Ontology annotation, cellular component: troponin complex. The annotation marks the transcript as partial.
UACCUCUCUUUUCUUCUCCCGGCAGCAGACAGGAAUUAACUGCUGCAAGAUGGCAGAGAAAAAAGUAUCGACGAGUCGGAAGAAUCAGAUCAAGAGCUUGAUGCUCCAGAUCAGCCAGACGAUUCUGGAGGAGGAGGCGCGGGAGGCCAAGCGGGAGAAGAUAAGACACAUGGAGGAGAACUGUCCCUCCGUCUCCAUCCCAGGAACCAUGCCGGAUCUCCAGGAGCUCUGUCGGAAAAUUCACAAGCAGAUUGAUUUGUUGGACGAGGAGCGAUACGACAUGGAGAACAAAGUGAAUAAGUCUGACAAGGAG